Messenger RNA from Brugia malayi, 1536 nucleotides. RefSeq lists its product as uncharacterized. The transcript has 11 exons. The record is from RefSeq and is a predicted model, not a curated record. Gene Ontology annotation, molecular function: microtubule binding. Gene Ontology annotation, cellular component: astral microtubule. The coding region runs from base 1 to 1536 and encodes 511 amino acids. Gene Ontology annotation, biological process: regulation of mitotic cytokinesis; mitotic spindle assembly; mitotic cytokinesis. Lineage: Eukaryota; Metazoa; Nematoda; Chromadorea; Rhabditida; Onchocercidae.
AUGAAGAAUGGAGAAUUACCACGGAGAAACGGUAACAGAUGUAGUGAUGAGCUUGACAAAAUGCUGGAAAUCCGGUCCAAAAAAGGAAAUGUGACUCAGAAAGUUGAGCUAUCAAAACAAAUGCAACUAACGAAGAGGCCAAUAACAAGGCAUGGUCGAUAUGGAGAGCCAAUUAUAGCAGCUCCAAUCAGCGAAACAUUUCCAUUAUCUCUCAAACCGAGCAUAAUAAAUACGCGUUUUCCAAAAAGUGACAUAGUGGUUGAGCGUUGGCAACGAGAAGGUGAGGAGGAAAAAGGAAGUGGUGGUGAGAUGAAAGAGGAAGAGGAAGAACAGUUUAACUCUGACAGGGGUGAUGCGAAUAAAACUCAGAGCAAAUCUGGGAAGGAAAUACUAAAAAUAGAAACGAUUAAUGACAAAUGUGGAAAUGAUGCUGUCACGAUUGCACAGGAAAUAAGAUAUCCGUCAGCGGUUAGCACAGCAGAGAGUAAAAAUCAUAUUCGGCAUUCAAUCGUCUCAAAUGGACAGAAUUCUAGUCAAUCGAUAACGACAGUAAGAUGGAAAAACUUAUCUUCUGCUGUAGUACCGAAUUCGUUGGCUAUUGAGAAGGCUGCGGAAAAACAAGUAUCUCAGGAUGACUUAUGUGAUACAUUUCGAAUGCAAUCAAUUUACACAAUUUCAAGAAACAAAAGCAGGCUGAGAAAACCAGUUGAAAAACAUUCGAGGACUACCACUCUCGGAGAAAGUUCAUCUUCUGGAAAGGAAGCAUACGAAGAAUGGUUUCGAAAAAAAUUGAUACAAGAAAGAGAGAAGCGACGAAAACAGAAAGAGAAAGAAGAGAAUGAAAGAAAGGCCAGAGAAGAGAGAAGGAAGGAAGCUGAGAGGAAUUAUGAAAUUUGGAAACAAAAAAGUGAUGAAGCAAUUCGAGAAAAAAGAAAAACCAAAAAGGAAAAAGAGGAGGCUUUAGCAAAAGAAAAGAUGGAGGAAAUGAGGAGAAAGAAGGAGGAGGCAACUCAGAUGUUUCAAGCAUGGAAAAAUGAACGAUUGCAAUGGCUUUCAAAGGAGCGAAAACAGCGCAUGCAAAAUAAAGAAAAUGAUGAACUGAAAAAAAAACAUGAAAUGGAAAUAAGAAAUAAACAGGCUCAGAAAGCAUUUAACGCAUGGUAUGAAGAAAAUAAAAUUCGAAAUGCGGAAGCGCAACGUAAGCUGUUGAAAUCCAGGAAGACGGCAGAAAUGCAAAGCAGAAAUACGAAAGAAUAUAAGGAAGCAUUAGCAAGAGAAGCUUACAAUGUUUGGCUUCAUAUAAAGGAAAAUGAACGUCUUUUCAACCAAUCAUUACAAGGCCGAAUCAUGAAAUUGGAUGAAAUAUCCCGUCGAUCACAUCUAAUUCCAUGGAUUCCACCAAGUAAUGUUAUUCCACGACAAUUCCUUUCAAGAGGUACCAGAAGGCAUCAGUCUGUAAAGCGAUCCAUCAAAUCCAAUCAGACUUACAAAAAGUUUCCAUCAGCAGUUCAUCGUUCCAAAUCAGCGCUGAGAUAA